Molecule: messenger RNA, 2508 nt
Organism: Pyrgilauda ruficollis (rufous-necked snowfinch)
Lineage: Eukaryota; Metazoa; Chordata; Aves; Passeriformes; Passeridae
Gene: VCAM1
Product: vascular cell adhesion molecule 1
Exons: 7
Coding region: 95-1720 (541 amino acids)
Biological process (GO): cell-cell adhesion
Cellular component (GO): membrane
Molecular function (GO): integrin binding
Source: RefSeq, a predicted model, not a curated record
GUUGCAGAGCAGCAAGAUCUCACAGUGCUUCUUCACAGAAAAUAGAAAGUAAACUUUUGAAUUUACUUUCUUUAUCUAGUAACAGCAAUUAUAAAUGUUUAAAGAGAUGGGAAGAACAAGCCAGGCUGUGCUAGUAAUUUUGUGUGUGUUAAGGACUGUUAAAGCUUUUGAAAUGGAAAUUAUACCUGCUGAGAGAAUUGUGGCACAGAUUGGAGACACACUUGUACUCACAUGCAAUACUACUGGCUGUGCAUCACCAAGUUUUUCCUGGAGAACACAGAUGGACAGCCCCCUUGGAGGAAAAGUCAGCAACCACAGGACAUAUUCUACAUUGACUAUGAAUCCAGUUAGCAUUGUGAAUUCUCAUUCUUAUCUUUGUACUGUCAUAUGUGAUGAGAGAGGGAAAAAGGAGAAGAGUGUCAAAGUUGAACUUUACUCUUUCCCCAGUGAUCCUAUCAUUGAGAUCAGCCCAUCCUUAGUUGCUGGAAAACCAGCCACUGUCACCUGUAAAAUUCCUGACGUGUAUCCUUCUGAUCACCUGGAAGUUCUCCUAAAGAAAGAUGAACAUGUUCUUCAUGAGAAAUAUUUUUUGGAAGAUGACAGCACAAACACAGAGACCAAAAUUGUGACAUAUACAUUUCAUCCCAUGGCUGAAGAUGCUGGGAAAGAGAUUACCUGUGUGGCCAGGUUACCAAUUGCUGAUAUGGAUUUUGAACCCAAAGAAAGAACAUCUUCUCAGAAACUUAAUGCAAAUUUUGGUCCACAAAAUACUGUCAUUACUGCAUCUCCAGGCAACUCACCAAUGGAAGGAGACUCUCUGAACCUCACUUGUGUGACUCAAAGUAACCCACCAGCACAAAUAGUUUGGAGUAAAUAUUUGGCUGAAGAAAGCAUUCAGCACCUGAUAAAAAACAAUGUUCUUUCUAUUCCCCAUGUCCAUUUCAAUGAUUCAGGACAGUACAUCUGUGAAGUAAUUAAUCUGGUAACUAAUAAAACAGAGAAAGCAACUGUGGACAUUAUUAUACAAGGUGCUCCAGUCAUUACAAAACUCUCCAUUGAACCUUCUACAACAGUUCAGGAAGGAGAAAAUGUUUCCAUACAAUGUUCUGCUGAAAGUAACCCUCCUCCCAAGAUUAUUUUAAGGAGAAAAUCUGACAAUGCAGACACAGGGCGUUACAAUGCCAGGAGUAUUCUUUUUCCAUCUGUGAUGUUCCAAAAUGGAGGAGACUAUGAAUGUGUAGCAGAAAAUAAGUAUGGGAACAGUAAAAGUGAAAUCACUCUUAAUGUGAAAUAUGGACCAAAGAAUACAAUGAUCACAAUUUUCCCUACUGCUGCUCUUAAAGAAGGAGAAACUGUAACAAUGAAAUGUACUAGUUCUGGUAAUCCAGCUCCUGUGAUCUCCUGGAAGAAAAAGAAGGCCACCGGGGAGUCUGAGAAAAUUUCUGAAAAUGCAACUAUAACUAUACGGAACUUGAAAAGCCAAGAUCUGGGGCUUUAUGAAUGUGAAGCCUAUAAUCAAUUUGGCAAGGAAGAAAAAGCUGUGAAGUUAUAUGUUCAAGCAAGAUUGGAAGAACCAGAUCAGAUGAUACCAUUGAUUAUUGCAUUCUCAUCUGUAGCAGCAGUAGCGGUACCUGCAGUUGCAAUUUUGAUCUACGUGUCAAGACAAGCAAAGAUCAAUGGAUCCUACAGUCUUGUAAAAGCACUCAGGUUGAAAGUUUGAUCACGUGAAUAUAAGUCUUUAGUUGAUAAUAAGCACAUUUAUUUAUUGCUGUGACUGGUUCUACUCUUCUGUAACAUAUGGUAACAAACAAGUGACUUAAGAACAGCACCACGUGAUAGCAAAUGGGCUUAUUUUCAUGUUUUGAUAAGUGUUUUGGUAUUUAAAUUAAAGGAAGAGAUAGAAUCCUGACCUAGAAGUUGAUAAAUCAUUUCUGUGUUGAAGCAUUCUGAACAAAGAAUUCUGUGAAGAACUAGGUUUGUACAUAGUGUAUAAUUUGUGUUAUAAAUAUGUUCAACUAAAUAUCAGUUUGUAAAACUGAAGUCUUAUUGCAACUGUACAGAGGAAUUUUUUAAAUUCAAAUAUAUAAAUCAAUAUUGCUUGAGCUGAUCAGGUGAUUUUUAUUUUGUAUUACUCUGCAGCAUGAAUGUUUUUUAAUAUAAUUUGUCUGGUUGUGGUAAUGUUUGGAAAAUGUUCUCAUUUCACUGAUAUUGCCAUAAACUCUGUACCUUCAAUGAAGUUACACAAUCACUGGGCUAUGCAUUUCUAACAAAUUUAAACUAAUUUAAGCCUUUGAGGCUCAUUUGCAAAACUUUUUAUUUUAAAUAUUAUUCAAAAAAUGUCUGGGGUUAUAAUCCUGUGAGUUCUAGCACUGCUAAGGUAUUCUUGCUGGCUUCAAUCAUUCUCAGAUCAGUGUCAGAAUUCCAUUAUUUUGUGAUGAGCCAUAUCAGACUUUCUUGUAAAAUAUAAGGGCAUUGUAAAUAUGCUUUACAGAUUUCCACUGCAAAAUA